Messenger RNA from Zea mays, 647 nucleotides. RefSeq lists its product as uncharacterized. Lineage: Eukaryota; Viridiplantae; Streptophyta; Magnoliopsida; Poales; Poaceae. The record is from RefSeq and is marked validated.
AUCGCCCGCGAUGGUGGGCGCCAUAACCGGAGUUCUGCAGCUGCCGUUGGCGCAACCGUCGGAGCGGGAUCCUCGCGUAGUCUGUCGCCGCAGGAUAAGUGUGUGGCCCUUGCCCUCUUUUUCUCCCCAUUCCCCUCGUCUCGGCCGUAGUGUUGCGCAGAGAGUUGGUGAGGAGCUAAAUACUUUAUGCCACCGUCGAUUACUGCCAAACACCGUCGUGAGGGUCUGCGGGCUGUGCCCGGAAGCUUCCUUAGGCCGCCGCGGGGGUGCUCGUUUAUCGACUUGGGCGCGUGCGACGAUUGGCGGGCAACAAUUUCUCGUCGGAGUGGGCGCGCCGCCGUAGAUCGCGCCGCGCCGUGGACCAGGGUCUGUGCGGCCCAAAUCCUAGACGAGCAAGCCACAGAGGAUCUAGGGGUUCAGCAGGUGGAGACUGCUGAGCAGGAGCUCGUUGAAGGAGAAGGACAUGUGGUUCAAGAGAAGCCGCCCAACGAGGAGUUCGACUUAAUCUAGGUGGCGUCUCCCAGUCAGCUUUGUGGCGCCAGGGAAAUAAUAAUUAGUUUGCUUUAUUAUUAUCAUUUAUUUUUGUAAGACUUCCGCUAUGUAAUAAGUACAUUUAUGAUAUUUAUGACAUUUUUCUCUAUGCACUC